Penicillium lagena is the source of this 870-nucleotide messenger RNA. RefSeq names its product cell division control protein 14. The record is from RefSeq and is a predicted model, not a curated record. Lineage: Eukaryota; Fungi; Ascomycota; Eurotiomycetes; Eurotiales; Aspergillaceae. Bases 1 to 870 code for a protein of 289 amino acids. The transcript has 2 exons.
AUGGAGACGCUGCUGGCGCAUUCGUUUGACUAUCUCUCGUCUUACGAGCCCAGCAAGAUCCGCAAAGGAUUGCGCCAGGUGGAGGGCCUGCUGGCGCAGAUAUGUCUGUCCAAGUCUCGGGCUUCCGCCGCAGCUGCGGACCGACGGCGCUCGCUGCUCUCCUUUGACGCGCCGCAGCCGGUGCCCAAGUCGCUGUCCGAGCUGCGCGAUGAUCCGGCCUUUCGGGAAUUCUUUAAGUUACAGGAAAGCUUCCAAUGGAACGUGGCCAUGCGCUUGGUGGCCUGUCUGGAACACCUCCUCGGACGAGGCAGCAAUGGCACAAACGACAUGCUCAUCGUCUGCACGCUGGACCUCAUCCAAGGCGCGCUCCUCCUGCACCCGCCCUCGCGCACGCUCUUCUGCCGAGAAAUCUACAUGAAUCUGCUCCUUGACCUCCUCGACCCAAUCAACUGCCCAGCCAUCCAGUCCGCAACGCUCCUCACCCUCGUCACCGCGCUGCUCGACUGUCCCGCCAACACGCGCACCUUCGAGAAUCUCGACGGUCUUCUGACAGUAACCUCUCUGUUCAAGCAGCGCGCCACCUCCCGCGAGGUGAAGCUCAAGCUCGUCGAGUUCCUCUAUUUCUAUCUCAUGCCCGAGACGCCCGUGCUUGCCAACGGCGCCAGUUCCCCCGGUCUCCAGCGCAGCCCUAGCAAACUCUCUCGAAACUCGCACGGGUCGAGGCCCGGCAGUGAAGGCGGCAAGCAAAUGCCCCGUGACACGCGCACAACGGACGAGAAACAGGCUCUGCUGGGCCGAUACCUGAAUAAUGUUGAGGACCUCGUGGAGGACCUCAAGGAGACUGCCCCAUUCGGGGCAACGGUGUACUAA